This is a messenger RNA of Camellia sinensis, 3688 nucleotides long. The record is from RefSeq and is a predicted model, not a curated record. Lineage: Eukaryota; Viridiplantae; Streptophyta; Magnoliopsida; Ericales; Theaceae.
GAGCAGGUGGGGGAGGAGGAGGAGAAGACGACAUAGACUUAUGAGGGUCAAGGGACAGGGACUCAUUAGGUAGGGUGAGACAAGGAGAAGAGAGAAUAAGCUCAUGGGGAACAACAAAAAUGUACUCAUCAAGAGGGACCUCAGAAGGAAAUGAAUCAAUAUAAACCAAACCCUCUUUGGAAAUUGGGGCUGUGAAAGGAAGAAGCUGAAAGUAAGGGAGACGUUCAAGAAAUGCAAUAUGGCGGGAGACAUAUAGGCGAUGGGAAACAGGGUCAUAACAUGGAUAACCUUUCUGAGUGAGAUUGUAACCCAAAAAGACACAUAAGACAGAUCGGGUACUUAGUUUGGUCCAAUCUUUACAGGCUAAAAGGACAAAACAAGCAGACCCAAACACACGAAGGACGGAGUAAUAUGGAAGUUGAGAAAACAGAGCCUUAUAAGGAGACCAACCAGAGAGAAGGGGAGUAUGUAUACGGUUGAGAAGAAAACCAGCAGUAAGAAUUAUCUCAUCCCAAAACGGAGCUAGAACAUAGGUAGAGAGAAGGAGAGUCCUAGCUGUCUCAAGGAGAUGACAAUGUUUACGCUCAGCGCGACCAUUUUGGGAAGGUGUAUCAGUACAGGAAGUUUGGUGAAGGUACUCAAAUUGGCCAAAUACUCACAGAACUCAGUUUUAAAAUAUUUCCCACCCAAGUCAGACCGUAACAAUUUAAUAGUAGACCCAAGCUAUGUAGUGGCCAUAGAUUGAAAAGUACAAUAUAUCUGGUAGAAACUUAUGAGUCAUAAGAUAAACCCAAAUGUAACGAGUGCAGUCAUCAACAAAUGACACAUAACAUGCAGAAUCCCCAUUGGUGAGAACAGGAGAAGUACCUAGACAUCAGUAUAAACUAAAGAAAACGGUGUAUCAGAUAUAGAAGUACUUUUACGGAAAGGUAAGGCUGUCAUUUUGGCAAGUUUACACCCUAACACUCAGUAAGUUGACUAGGAGAAAUUUUACGCACUAUACCUGACUGAGCUAAAGACCGUAGGCAGUUAGCAUACAAAUGCCCUAAUCUGGAAUGCCACAAAUAGAAAGGACUUGAUAGAGAAUCUAACUGAAAAGAGGAAAAGACAAUCGGAGAGGCAGAUGCAAGCUCUCCACCACAUAGAGGUCUCUAACUCUACGGCCGGUCCCAAUCUGCUGCUUGGACAUCCGAUCCUGCACAGACCAAAUAGAAGAAGAAAAAAUAACAUAAAAACCGAAGACAUCAAGCUGACUGAUAUAUAAUAAAUUGAUAGAUAACUGAGGAACAUAAAUGACCGACAGAAUAGAGAUAGCAGACAUAGUAGACGGUAAGACAGACCCAACUGAUAUAACAAACAUACUAGACCCAUUAGCAACAUUAACAGUAAUAAGAAAGAGAGGGGGAAUACAAUUUUGAAGUAAGAAGAGAUGAGGAGUCUUAUGAUGAGAAGAACCAGAGUCAAAAAUCCAGACAGACGAAGAGAUACUUGAAGAAGACCCAAGUAAACCUAAAUAAAGAGAGGAAACAACCGAAGCAGACGAGGAGGGUUAAGAGGUAGACAGUAUAUACUGAAGUUGACUAAUCUGAGCCCUCAAGGAAGCCAAGUCAGGAGCAGGAGUCGGAGCAGAUGUAGUGGAAUUGAUAGAGGGACGAAAAGUACUCAGAGGAGGUUCUUGAGAUUGGGUUUGAGACAGCUGAGAAGACGUGGCAGGCAGACAUCCCUUCUUGGGACAGUGAUACUUCCAAUGGCCCUUCUGAUGGAAGAAAGUACACUUAACUGAAGCCAGAGAUAUCAUAAUAACUUGAAAGCUAAGGGGUUCAAGUGUAAUAAACUCUAUAUAGAACAAAAUAGCCAAACCAAGGGUAAUAACCAGUGUAAAACAAAAAUCUGAUAGGGCAAAACAAAAUAAAUCCAACAUCACAGUGUAAUAACCAGAAGAGUGUUGGGUUUCAACGUAAAAUAUAAUAACUAGUUGGGGUCAAAAUAUAAUAAUUAGAUUUUCGUGAAGUCGAAGGAAGCAGUCUGAAGUCGAGAGAACCAAAUUAGAGAAGAGAGAGAGAGAUUGAAGCCAAGAGAACUUGAAGCCGAAGUCGUGUUUGAUGGAGGUUGCAUCUGAAGGUCACAAACCAGAGGAGUUGCGUACUAGAUGAGUUGCAUUUCCAACCCUAAAUGGUUGCGAUUCCGGUGAUAACAGAUCUGGUACAAUCGAGACUCUGGUGACUGAACCAGGGAGAGAACUCGGACGAAGGUCAUGCAAGAGCCAAGAGAACUUUGAUCAAUCAGAGAACUUCGAGCUUCGUGAACACGACCAGAGAGAGAGAGAGAACUUUGAGAAUACCAAUCAUGAUUUUGGUGGUCUAUGACUUGCGACUCAGAGGGAUAAAACCAGAGGGCUGAUUUCUGAGAGACGAUCGCGAUGAAGAAGAGCACCUAUGAUCACGACUCAAUGAGAUUUUGAUGAAGACGACACAGAGACAAUUUCUAGGGUUUCGGCUCAGAGACAACUCUGAUACAAUAUGGCUGCAUACCAUACUGCUCUCCAUUCACGAGUAGACUGCAUUGAGAUUGAUGUUUCUCGUUCUUCAGAUGGAAUUUUGUUCGCUCUUCAUGACAGGGACUUGCAGCAGAUAUCAGGGAACAGUACGUCCAAGGUUGGGCACUUGAGUGUGAAAGAGAUUAAAGAAUUGGAUCAUGAUCAAAACAUUCCUACCGUUGAAGAUGCAUUGAAGUUGAUAUCCAGUUCUGUUAGACAGAUAAUUCUUGACGCAAAAGUUGGGCCACCAUCAUAUGAAAAGGGUCUUGCCAAGGAUAUUCUUUCUGUGGUUGAGAGAACACAAUGUAAAAAUUGCCUUGUUUGGACUAAAAGCGACAAUUUAGCAAGGGACGUAAUGAAACUGUCUCCGGAUGUUAUGGUAGGCUACAUUGUCAUGAAAGAUCCUUCUACUGGGGCUAGAAAUAACUUAUUGAGGAUGAGAGGUGCUAGUGUUGUUGGUGUAUUCCACCCUUUAAUUGACGAGAAACUUAUGAAAAUACUUCAUGGGAGAAAUAAGAAGGUAUAUGCGUGGACAGUGGACGAUCAAGCCUCCAUGAAGAAAAUGCUGUAUGAGAAUGUGGAUGCUGUUGUUACUAGCAAUCCCACUUUACUUCAGCAUCUUAUGCAAGACAUUAGAACACAAUGUCUUGAGGAAGGUUUCUCUUUGUCAUAACCAUUACUCAGAAAAUCUCAACCUUGAACUUUUACAAAUAUGAAAAUCUUUCUGUUCUGUCCCCUAUUUAUGUGAAUAUCAGGAAAAAAAAAAUUGUUGUAUAUGGUCUUCAAUUCAUUAAUAGCUACCUUAAUUUCCUUUGCAAUUAAUUUUAGUUUGAGGAAUACUGCAAACUUGCCGAAAAAGUAGGUGCCUUGUCAUUUGUCCAACAUUUACGUUGGGUUUGGUUGGGAGAUUUGGUAAGGGAUUUGGAAAGGAAAGGGAAAAAGGAAAAAGGAAAAAGUGUGUGAAAUUAUGUGAAAUGUAGGUAUAUUUUAUUCAUAUUUUACUUAUUUUUUUCCUUUUUCUUUUUCCAAAUCCCCCAACCAAAUACAGGAGAGGGAGAGAGCACAUUUUUUGUUCUUCAUUGCUAUUAUAAAAUGUUGUCACAUGUGAUGAAUUGCCUUGACACAGUUUAUGAAAUUAGUGACUCUGUCGGA